AUGAGACAGUUAGCGCGCGAGCAGACCACCUCCGCCCUGUGCACCAUCGGGUUGAUCGUCUUCGGUGCGCUCCUGCUGACGACGGUGGCCGAGGCCGAUCCAAUGCUGGAGAGCGGCACCAGUCUGUAUGCCGAUAAUAAACAUGCCAGCGACAAGCGUCCCUUCUUCGUCGGUAGCCGAUACGGACGAUCGCAUGUGUACGGCGCGAAGGACCUGCGGCAGGUGAAUGUGGUCCCCAGGAAUGAUCGCUUCUUCCUUGGCUCCCGAUACGGCAAGCGGUCCGAUCUGACGAAGGAAAUCGAAUCCGACAGCAACAACGGCGCGGAACUGACCUAUCUCGCUUGUCUGCACACGGGAGUAUCGAAUCUUUACCGGUGCUAUAGCCGUGAUGCGUCCACCACCGCCUUACAUCAACGUCCGGAACAGCAGCAGGAAGCGGAACAAUACGAUCAGCAAACGCAGCUGCAUCAGUACAACGACAACUCCGAGCUGGCGGAAAAGUAA
This is a messenger RNA of Anopheles coustani, 504 nucleotides long. RefSeq lists its product as uncharacterized. The transcript is spliced from 3 exons. The record is from RefSeq and is a predicted model, not a curated record. The coding region runs from base 1 to 504 and encodes 167 amino acids. NCBI's taxonomy places the organism in Eukaryota, Metazoa, Arthropoda, Insecta, Diptera, Culicidae.